CCAAAGAUCCGCUCGGCUUUAUUACCCACCGGGUUCCACGUACGGCCACCCCUUCAGAAGACGCUUAUCAACAUCAGCUCUGCAGACGCUCACAUGGCCGUCUCCUUUCUUCGUUUCCCGCUCUCUCCAUUUCUCCUAAAAAACCCCAACCCAACAAAAAAUUCCUGGCUUUUCAGAUUUCCAACAUUCCCCCUUUUACCCUACUGCUCUGGCUCCUCUUCCUCUUCCUCUUCUUCAUCUGCAUCCUUCACUCACAAAUGGGAACCUUUCCGGAAAAAGAAGGUGGUCUUGCGGGUCGGAUAUGUGGGAACCGCUUACCGAGGUCUACAAAUGCAACGAGAUGAACACUCAUUAUCCACUAUCGAAGAAGAAUUGGAGAUGGCCAUUUUUAAGGCCGGUGGGAUCCGUGAUAGUAAUUAUGGGAAUCUCCAGAAAAUCUCAUGGGCGAGAAGUAGCCGUACCGAUAAAGGAGUUCACUCGUUGGCAACAACCAUAUCUUUGAAAAUGGAAAUUCCUGAAAAUGCAUGGAAAGAAGACCCUUAUGGCAUGGCUCUUGGAAAUCACAUCAACUAUUAUCUUCCUAAAACUAUUAAAGUCUUUAGCAUUUUACCCUCACAGAGGAGCUUUGAUCCUAGAAGGGAGUGUAAUCUCCGGAAGUAUUCUUAUCUCAUUCCCGCUGAAAGCACAGCUGAAGUUGAUCAUCAUCUGUUAGACUUCAAUCAUAUAUUAAAUGCUUUUGAGGGAGAACAUCCUUUCCACAAUUAUACAGUACGGUCCAAGUACAGGGAACAGUUUCAUACCAAACGAUCACUUGGAACUGGCAAUGUACCUUCAAGAGCAAACUCAUCCAGUGAGGCAUCAAUCUCUGAGUGCGAGGAAAGUGAUGCAGAAGAAGAUUUUGGGAUUGAUGGAGCGACUACGUUACAUGUUGAGAGGAUGAGCAAAAAUUCUUCAGAAUCCAGCAGUUCUCAUGAAUGUUUAUCUGACACUGGUGAUAAGCAUGAAAAUGGUCUGAAGACUCACACUUCCAAUUUCGUUGUUCGUGCAAGAUGGCUGCAUGAACCUGAUAAGAUUGACAGGAUAGGUGCUUCCCAUUUCAGAAAGAUUAUUCGCUGUUCUUGCGGAAAACUGGAGAAAUCACUUGGAUUUCCUUAUGUUGAGCUUUCUAUAUGGGGAGAAUCUUUCAUGCUACAUCAAAUCCGCAAAAUGGUUGGGACUGCCGUGGCAGUAAAGCGCAACUUACUCCCCAGAGAUAUUCUAAUGUUGUCACUUUCCAAGUUCUCACGGAUCGUUCUACCCCUUGCCCCAUCCGAAGUUCUGAUUUUGAGGGGAAACAGUUUCUCUUUGAGAAAAAGACCUGGAGAUGUAACGAGGCCUGAAAUGCUGACUAUAGUUGAGUCAGAAGAAAUUUUGAUGGCAGUUGACGAUUUCUACACCUCUGUAAUGUUGCCUGAAGUCUCAAAGUUAUUGGAUCCUUUUGGUUCUCCUUGGAAAGAAUGGGUUGAAAAAUUGGACGAGCAUACAAGCAUCCCUGAUGUACAAUUGGAUGAAGUCAGGAAAGCUUGGAAAUUGUGGAAGGGAAAGUUUCAAAGUAGUGCCACUGUCACAUCCGCCAUAAAUCAAUGAGACUUGUAAGGAAUAUGGACCCGGAUAUCUAACGCAGGAGGAUCCAAGCCCAAUGAUGAGUAUACCUAGGAGUUGGGCGAGAGGCGAUAGAUUUAGAUGAGAAGCGGAAGAUUUGGGCGAGAAGCGGCAAAUUUGGGCGAGGAGACUUAAGUAGGCGGGAAGAGAUAAAGACUUGGUUGAUGAGACUUAUCUCUUGUUUGGGUGAGGAGACUUAUCUUUUAGUUGGUUGGGCAAGGAGAAGUGGCGACGUCUGUAUUUUAACGAUAAUUUUGGCUACAGAUGUCAGAAUCACGCAUAUGAUCCCAAUUCGAAAAGUUCUAUUCGGAGCGCACGUCAAGGUCACCAUGCUUCGCCUAGUGGGCCCCUUUUCGGCCCCAUAAUCAGCAUUUUUACCUCCGAACCGACAAUUUUAGUCAACUUUUUCAUUUUUGGUUAAUUCUCUUUUAUGGUAAUGUUUAUCUUUAGUAAUGAUUUUAUUCUGAAUUUUUAGGCUAGAUCUUAGUCAUAAUUAUUUUAUUCCGUAUUCUAUUGUUGGUCUUAAUUACAUAUUUGCCAUUUUUCAUUAGCUAUUUAAGUCCAGCUUGUAGGCUUUAGAGAAAGGGGAGGAUUGAUUUAUUUUCAUAGUAAAACCUUAAUUUCAGAGUU
Juglans regia (Persian walnut) is the source of this 2271-nucleotide messenger RNA. Its product is annotated as putative tRNA pseudouridine synthase. NCBI's taxonomy places the organism in Eukaryota, Viridiplantae, Streptophyta, Magnoliopsida, Fagales, Juglandaceae. The coding region runs from base 94 to 1626 and encodes 510 amino acids. The record is from RefSeq and is a predicted model, not a curated record. Gene Ontology annotation, cellular component: nucleus. Gene Ontology annotation, molecular function: pseudouridine synthase activity; RNA binding. Gene Ontology annotation, biological process: tRNA pseudouridine synthesis; mRNA pseudouridine synthesis. The transcript is spliced from 9 exons.